Aedes albopictus (Asian tiger mosquito) is the source of this 3924-nucleotide messenger RNA. RefSeq lists its product as uncharacterized. The record is from RefSeq and is a predicted model, not a curated record. The coding region runs from base 1 to 3924 and encodes 1307 amino acids. Lineage: Eukaryota; Metazoa; Arthropoda; Insecta; Diptera; Culicidae. The transcript has a single exon.
AUGAUCGUUUGCGAUCGAUGCCGACUGCGGGAGCACUUUGACUGCGCUGGUGUGAUUGGAUCGACACCGAGUCGGCCGUAUAUCUGCAAGCAGUGCCACGGCAAAAAUGCAGCAAACUCGAAUAUUUCAUCACGGUUGCGUUCGCAAUCGAGACGAGUACCGUCGGGUGAUGCAUCGGGCAGCAAACCUCCCUCGCACAUAGGGAGCAAGGUUUCGUCGAUGGCAUCGAGCAAUCGCUCGUCGAUCAUGAAGGCGCAAUUGGAACUAAUCGAAGAAGAGGCGAAGAUGAAACAGAAAGAGAUAGAGGAAGAAGAAGAGUUGAAGAAGCUGGAACAUGAAGAAGCCCAGAGACAGUUGGAAGAAAAGAGGAAGCAGAUGGAAGAGCAGAAGAAGUUGGCUGAAGAAGAAUCACUUUUGCGGCAGCGUAAAUUGGAAGCUGACAAGGCACGCAUGCUGAAACAGCAGCUAAUACGCAGAGAAUCGCUGGAGAAGAAAAACGAAGUGAUCCUGCAAAUAUCCGAACGUGGUAGCGUGGUCGAAUCUACAACAAAUUCCCGAGAGAAGGUUGCGAAUUGGUUAGCUGUGAACUUACCCCACGGGACGCCCGAAAGAAAUACGCUUGGAAAACUUAACAAUCCCCAAGCCGAUUUAGUUUCUUCGGCCCUAAAUGAAGCUUCGCCCAUCGAUGUACCAGGAGGAACGGAGAUCCCUUCCACAGCACAACCUCCACGUGAAGUAUCCGUAGAAGCUCGUCACCCACCUCCGCCGUCUCCUUCCGGUUUGCCGAUCGUUUGCUCCGCUGCCAAUCUGAAUUUGCCUCAAGCAAGUUACCGUGCCGGAUGUCAGGAAAUUCGUUCUUCCACAGUCCGUGAGCCUUUCCAGCAGUUUGUGACCGCUUCAAGACCUCUACUAGCGAUUACCCCAGUAGUUCACCCAGAUGCUCCGGCGUUUAAUCAUUCUUGCACUUCUAAUGAUGUCGGAUAUGAUCGGCAUCAACCGAUACGUCAUCGGCAUGUACCAGCAUGGACUACUUCGGUGCAGUACGAUGCUGUUCCAAAUCCUUCUGCAGCACACCAAUCACCGCAGCCCCGUCCGGUCCGUCACGACAUGUUCACGGAGCCGGUCCAGCAUUUCCCGGAAUCAGCGGCAAAUCAUUCUCCAGCACCCCGACCGAUGAAUCUUCUAGAGCAUAUCGAGCAACCAGGGGCCCUCAGCUCGCAGCAAAUAGCCGCGAGACAGGUCGUCGGUAAAGAUCUGCCACCCUUCGGCGGAAACCCAGCUGAUUGGCCGAUGUUCAUCAGCAGUUUCGAGCAGUCCACAGUAGCGUGCGGGUAUUCAAAUGCUGAAAAUCUUGUUCGGCUACAGAGGUGCCUCACCGGACACGCGCGAGAUGCAGUACGCUGCAGACUUUUGCUUCCUGCUAACGUACCGCAAGUGAUCAACACACUUCGCACAUUGUACGGCCGUCCGGAACUGCUCAUCCGGUCCCUACACGAGACGAUUCGACGAACUCCUGGGCCCAGACAUGAUCGUCCGGAAUCAAUUCUGGAGUUUGGUUUAGCGGUACAAAAUUUCGUUGACCACCUUCAAGCCGCGAACCAAGAGGAGCAUCUGGCCAACCCAAUGCUCAUGCAGGAGCUAGUCGAGAAGCUGCCAGGGCCCAUGAGGAUGGACUGGGCCACGUUCAAAAACCUACAACCACGAGCCACUGUCCUAACGUUCGGAAAAUUCAUGGGCAAGCUAGUCACCGCGGCAAGCGAAGUGAGUUUCGAACUUCCGGGCUUCCAAAAGGAGUUGAACAGCGAAAAGCAGCAGCGUCUCCGAGAAAAAGCAAGGAUUCAGGCUCACGCAACCGAAAGUGCUCCGUCACUCAAAUCUACAACAGAAAGCACACGCAAACCACCAAAAACGUGUCGCAUCUGUGAACGUGAGGGCCACCGAGUUGCUGAAUGCUCGGAGUUCAAGCACCUAAACAUGGAGGAUCGAUGGAAGGAGGUACAUGACAAGGGCCUCUGCCGGACUUGCCUCAACAACCAUGGCAAAUGGCCGUGUAAGUCGUGGCAGUGGUGCGGAUUUGCAGGAUGUCGACUCAAACACCAUACCCUUCUACACUCUUCGUCUGCUCCCGUUACAUCCACUCAUUCUAUGAAUGUGUCAUCGGGGAGCUCCCUGGGAGGACACACGCUCUUUCGGGUUCUGCCUGUCGUACUCUAUGGAAACGGCAAAAGCCUUACUGUUUUCGCUUUCAUUGACGAGGGUUCACAAAUCACGAUGUUGGAAGAGAAAGUUGCCAAGGAACUUGACCUUUCUGGACCUAGAAAACCGCUUACUCUGCAGUGGACAGGAAACGUGAAGCGCAAUGAAUUGCGAUCUGAAGAAGUCAGCCUUAAAAUAUCGGGAAAGUGCAGUGCGAAUCGCUACGAUCUCCACCAGGCACGCACUGUAAGCAGUCUACUUCUGCCGGCACAGCGUUUCAACUACCAAGAGAUGGCCAUGCGCUUCCCUCAUCUCAAGGGACUUCCAAUAGAAGAUCACGAUGUAGUUCAACCGAAGUUGCUGAUAGGCCUAGACAAUCUGCGUCUCGGUGUUCCUCUGAAGCUGCGUGAAGGAGGACCGUUCGACCCAAUAGCCGCCAAGUGUCGACUAGGUUGGGGAGUCUACGGUCGCACAUCGACGGAACCAGUGGCUAGGGCAUCUGUUAACUUCCACACCUCAGCAGCCUCGAGUUCGGACGACCUUUUGAACGAGCAGCUGCGUGACUUCUUUACAUUGGAGAACAGCGGAGCCGUCAAUACAAACGAGAAGCUUGAGUCUGACGAGGAGAAAAGAGCGAGGAAACUACUGGAGAACACAACUAAACGUACAGCUCUCGGCUUUGAAACUGGGCUUCUGUGGAAAAUCGACGAACCGAGCUUUCCAGAGACAUAUCCGAUGGCUAUCCGACGAAUGAAGGCUCUGGAGAAGAAAUUUUGCUGUAAUCCUUCGAUGAUGCAGCGGAUUUACGAGCAGCUGUGCGAUUUCGAACAAAAGGGCUACGUGCGAAAAGUCAGUGAAUCGGAGGUGGCUGCUAUUGACCAUCGGAAGACUUGGUUUCUUCCCUUAGGAGUGGUCAUUAACCCAAAGAAACCUGGGAAAAUGCGUCUGAUAUGGGAUGCAGCAGCCAAAGUCGCUGGGGUCUCGUUCAACUCGUACCUGUUGAAAGGACCCGACCUUCUCACACCUCUACCCAGAGUACUCAGCGGCUUCCGACUUUUUCCGAUAGCAGUUUCGGGGGAUAUCAGGGAGAUGUUUCUCCAAAUUAAGUUGCAAGCGAGUGACCGGAACGCUCAGAUGUUUGUAUUCCGGCGCAAUCCCGAUGAAGCCGUUCAGGUCUACGCCAUAGAAGUCACCAUGUUCGGUUCCACCUGCUCUCCAUCUUCUGCCCAGUUCGUGAAGAACGCUAAUGCCGAGCAGUAUGCGCAACACUACCCUCGAGCAGCUGCGGCCAUCAAAGAGCACCACUACGUAGACGACUACCUGGACAGCUUCCGGACAAUUGACGAAGCCGUACGAGUGGUAAACGAUGUCAAGUUCGUCCAUUCCAAGGGCGGGUUUGAGAUUCGCAACUUUUUAUCGAACGAAGACGAAGUUUUAAGACGAACUGGGGAGAUCGAACCAGAUUCUUCAAAAGACUUCGCUCUUGUACGUUCCGAGACGACCGAAUCAGUGCUCGGGAUGAAAUGGAUUCCAGCGGACGACAUCUUCACGUACACCUUCUCAAUCCGUGACGACUUGAAGCCAAUCCUCGAUGAGAACCAUGUCCCAACGAAACGUGAAGUUUUGAAAGUGGUAAUGAGCCUUUUCGACCCACUGGGAUUCGUUUCAUUCUUCCUGGUCCAUGGAAAAGUAUUAAUGCAGGACGUCUGGGCCUCGGGGAUCGGUUAG